Molecule: messenger RNA, 863 nt
Organism: Clupea harengus (Atlantic herring)
Lineage: Eukaryota; Metazoa; Chordata; Actinopteri; Clupeiformes; Clupeidae
Product: mitogen-activated protein kinase kinase kinase 2
Exons: 5
Biological process (GO): protein phosphorylation
Molecular function (GO): protein binding; ATP binding; protein kinase activity
Source: RefSeq, a predicted model, not a curated record
UGUGUGUGUGUGUGUGUGUUGUGUGUAGCGCCUCGUGCCCCCACUAACUGGCGUCUGGGGAAGCUCCUGGGUCAGGGAGCGUUCGGCCGAGUCUUCCUCUGCUACGACGCAGACACUGGGCGGGAGCUCGCCGUCAAACAGGUGCAGUUCGACCCCGACAGCCCGGAGACCAGCAAGGAGGUGAGUGCUCUGGAGUGGGAGAUCCAGCUCCUGAAGAAUCUGUUCCACGAGAGGAUCGUCCAGUACUACGGCUGCCUACGGGACACACACGAGAGGACGCUGUCUAUCUUUAUGGAGUAUAUGCCUGGGGGUUCCAUCAAAGACCAGUUGAAGUCGUACGGCGCCCUGACGGAGAACGUGACGCGCAAAUACACUCGCCAGAUCCUGGAGGGCGUCUCCUACCUGCACAGCAACAUGAUCGUCCACAGAGACAUCAAAGGGGCCAAUAUCCUGCGGGACUCUGCUGGAAACGUAAAGCUGGGGGACUUCGGAGCGAGUCGCCGUCUCCAGACCAUCUGCCUCUCCGGGACGGGCAUCAAAUCGGUGACGGGAACGCCGUACUGGAUGAGCCCGGAGGUGAUCAGCGGGGAGGGGUACGGACGGAAAGCCGACAUCUGGAGCGUGGGCUGCACGGUGGUGGAGAUGCUGACGGAGCGGCCGCCGUGGGCGGAGUUCGAGGCGAUGGCGGCCAUCUUUAAGAUCGCCACGCAGCCGACCAACCCCGCGCUGCCGGCACACGUGUCGGACCACUGUAGAGACUUCCUGAAGCGCAUCUUUGUGGAAACCAAGCUGAGGCCGGCGGCCGAGGACCUCUUGAGGCACAUCUUUGUUCACUAGAACCCCCCAACCCCAACCCCAACCCC